Lachancea mirantina is the source of this 3930-nucleotide messenger RNA. The record is from the annotation of a GenBank genome assembly. Lineage: Eukaryota; Fungi; Ascomycota; Saccharomycetes; Saccharomycetales; Saccharomycetaceae.
AUGGAUAGCCCUGGUAAUAGUAGAGACUGUUGGCCGGAGGAUCAUACGGCUUCGGUGGACUUGCUUAUUGAGGAGAUUGAUAAAGAGUUACCGAGCGAUGAGAAGAGACAGAUUCCUUUGCAAGAUAUAGGUGAUGAGACCAUGGAACACAUUGUUUCAUACAAUACUCAAAAAAAUGCUUUGAUAGAAGAACAGCAUCCUGCCGUACUUCCAUUGAAAGCGCAGUGCGAUCCUCGCAAGUCCGUCAUGUUUAGCGAUGAACAUGAAUUUCACGAAUACUCACAACUCUCGCAGAACAGUGAUUUGCAAGGAGCAGAAGGCGUUGAAUUGUCGUGGGAUAAGGUUGGACUGCCCGAAAGUGCGCCUCCUCUACAGAAACCGAUCGCUAUUGCGGAAAAUGAUAGCGCUAGUGAAUCCAGUCUCAACGAAAACGUUGGAAUCACUGAAGAGGAACUCAAGGCAAACCUGAUUACAAAUGUUGAAACAAAGCUUUCGCAUAUCCUGGGUGACAGCAGCAAUCCUAUUAAAGUGCCAAAGCUGAGAGAAAUGGUCAACGAAAUAGACGGAUUAGUAGACAAGUUAGAUCAAGAGGAAAUCAAGCCUCUCAGUUUCACCAUCGAGUCUACGGAUCCUUUGAAUUCUAACAAAAACCAGCAUCAUCGAAUGAUACACUACGACGUAGGUGUGGAACAAUCGGUUGAUGACAUAUCAUUAGCAUCGCGGAACAAUAAACACAAUCCUUCGAAAUUGCCAACAACAAACACGGUUUCCAUUAACAGACUCAGGCCCACUUCAUCUGAGUAUCGAUUUUCCUCAGGUUCUUCUUUGGACGAGAGUGAAACCGAUUUGGUCACGUCCACCACCCAAGAUAAAUAUCGACUUUUAAUGUCAUGCAAACCAGGUGACAUUGAUCAAUUCGACAAUCCCUCAAGUAAUUUGCCAAGCAAACUAUCGGUAAUUGAUCUAGCCACCACGUCUAAUGUGUUCAGCUCAACAAAUACUGGCGAUGAAUUUCACUCCGUGAACGAAGUAAACAGUAAAGGCCAGCCCGAGCGUGAUUUAAGCAAUGCAAUAGAAGACCUGUGCAUACCAUCUUCUUUGGAGGAUAAAGAUGCUACGUUCACAAAUUUAAACGAUUGCAGGAAGUCGAUUGACGGCGAAAACUUUUCAGGAAGGCCGAGCAGUCGGACAUCCAGCAUAAGCUCUGGCUUUACGUCAGAUACCGAAUCUCUUUCUGAAAAUCCUGUAACUGGCAAUGAGAAGCUUUCUACGGAGUACGAGAGAACGAAAAGUAUCGAUAAUGCUAGCAUUAUUUUAGAGACCACCAUGCAACAGCCUUCCAACUCUCCCAAGAAUGCUAAGGUGAACUCUCAAAAUUCCAUAAGUCACCAUUUACCCGUUGCAAAGUCGGGCGACGCCGUUGACGGCUGCGACUGUAGUUCCCUCGAGAGCUCAAUUGAGGAGCUAAAUCAAGAUUCUGUCUCUACGGGAGAUCACCAAGAGGUUAAGAAUAAAUCCAAAGAAUUCCUCCCAGAGAUGCCUGAAUCGAUUUCACUAUUUGAUGAGGAUGCCCCCUUCGGCAAAGACGAGGACACUUCCGCUGAUUCAAUUGACCUAACCGCAACUGCAAAACCAAACGAUUAUCUUUCGAUAUGGCAUUAUCAGGAAAAUCGCGACUGUUACUCACCAACUGUCAGCCACAAUUCUCAAUUCUCUGGAGUCUCCACAAACACUGCAGCCUCUUCAAUAACAAAAUCAACCAAUUUCAAGUUUAAACCGAGAAUCGUUAGCCGAAGCAAGCUCUAUUAUCCACAUCGUGAGUUGCCUGUCAAUUCUUCAAAUGAAGAGUACGAUAAUUAUACGCUUUCUCAGAGUCCCGUGAACAGCGUUCUAGAUCCUCUAAGAAGAAAUACUCUCGUAUCUCGAGGUAUCCAAAAUCAAAUCAAAAUGCAUCAACAAUUGCUCUCAAAUGCGAGAGUUACAAUUGCACAACUUGCUUUUGAUAAGAAGUAUGCUGGCUCACCUAAAAAUCAAGAUGCCAAACAAAACAUUGAAGGCAGACUUUCACUUGACAACGAGAUUCCUAAAGAAAAUGAUAUUCUCCAGGGAGAACAUGGAAUCUUCGAUGGCCAUGCAGAUUGCCAUAGUGCUCAUGAAUUGUCCGGGGAAGUGGAUAAUGUUAACAACUUGAAACACGAUGGGACCCAAAUAAUGGAAACCAACUCCUCAGGUGCGAUUACAGGCGAGUUCGUUUACGCUCUGAGCGACAUUGAGAGUGAUAAUGAUCGAAUUUCAUUUUCUGAGCAACGGUGGACCAAUAAAGGUGAGGAAAAGAUUGUUGUUGAUAUUUGGCAUUCGGGGAACACUCUCGAGCAGGAUUAUAUAGCAUCCCCGUCAAAGGAUAAACUUGAUGAAAGUGUACUAAAUCAACUUCUCAAAGAUGAGAACGAACCGGCUUCGGACAAAAGUCCUGGAGACACCGAAAAAGUCGCAAGUUAUCCUGUCUUGAAAAACACUGAUAGUCAGGUAAAAGUCUGCCGCCCCCUGAGUUUCUGCGGAAUUGAAGUUGAAAAGACUUUGUCGAACGAUGAGAAGGAUUUCGCCACACCCAAGAAAGCUAAGAGCGCACAGCCUUCACCCACGAGGUCGAAUAGGGUCGGAAGCCCAUUUAAGGUGACCCGAGCAAGGAAACUUCCUCAAUUGGAAAGCCAGACUUCACCAACAAUCAAAAAGGCGUUGACUUACACUCAGGAGGGAGACGAUACGUCAACUCCUGUCAAAGAGCAAGAUUAUGAAAAUAAAGACGAUGAGUCAUUGGCUCAUAGUUUGAAGGUUCAAAAGACGAAAACACAAGUGCUAAUAGAUCAGGGAAAAGUUUACAUUGCUUUAAAAUCUCUGAAAAUUUUGGAACUGGACGACAUUAAGCGCCAUCAUCCCACUAUUGCAGUUGAGUUUGACAAUGGUAAAAAUAUUGUUCAAACACCAUGGAAACCUCUACAAGACAAUUUACACGACUUGACUGAUGAGUUUGAAUUAAUUUAUGAAAACGAAGAUGUUAGAACUAACUCAGAUGUUACCAUUACGUUGAAAUGCAAAUAUCAGUCCCCCCAGUCCGAACUUCUUUCUGUUACUGAGAAAGUCCCCAUAAAAAAGAAGUUUGCAUUUGGUAAGACGAAAUAUCGGUACGAGAAUAAAUUCGUUCGGCGCAAGCUGGAGACAGACCCCUGGGACUUCAAAUUUGCUCAGGACGGAUCAUUUGCUCGGUGUAAAAUUCCGCUAGAUACGGCGGCUCUAAUCAAAAGCCGGUAUUGCAAACAAGAGUUAAGUCUGGAUCUCAUGAACGAAUGGGAGAGAUAUCCAAACGUUUCAGGCGUCAGUCAUAAUGCUCAGCCCCCAUCAAGGAAGCCUACCUAUAAAAUCGGACGACUUACUCUUGAUAUCUGCUACUUUCCACGCACAUCUAACGAUGAGAGGUUCCCAAAAACCCUCCGGUUGGCGCAUGAAAUUAUCGAAAAGUACUCUCAGCAGCUAAAAAUCAAUUAUGAAGGGUUUUUAUGGCAAGAAGGCGGCGACGUUGAAGGAAUGCUUCAAAGAAGAUAUUUCGAACUGAAAGGCUCGCAACUCAUUUCGCACCACGAGGUCACGCGCAAGCCACAAGCACUGAUAAAUUUGUUAAGGGUCAAAGAAGUACUUGGUAAAAACGAGUUGUCCCAAGAUACCUCAAAAAACGUCCGCAACUUCACUGACAUGGUCCUUUUCAGUGAGUGCUUUAAACUCAUAUUUGAAAAUGGUGAGGUCAUCAACUUCAAUGCCGACUCUGCAGAAGAUCAGGAAAUUUGGAAGACCCUAUUGCAACGCGUUAUCAGUUACAACAAGUUCCACCAACCCUGGGUCAAACAAUCCUUAGAAAGUAAAAUCGGAGAUAGUUGA